Triticum aestivum (bread wheat) is the source of this 1510-nucleotide messenger RNA. RefSeq names its product TVP38/TMEM64 family membrane protein slr0305. Lineage: Eukaryota; Viridiplantae; Streptophyta; Magnoliopsida; Poales; Poaceae. The record is from RefSeq and is a predicted model, not a curated record. The transcript has 5 exons. Bases 53 to 1285 code for a protein of 410 amino acids.
GUUUCUGUUCCUUUUACAGUAUUAGUAUUAUUUUUCCUGCUCGGAUUCCGCCAUGUUUGUUGUUUUUAUCUGUGGAGCGGAGCUAUUUUUGGAAAUUCGGUGCUCGGCGAUGUAUGCCUAUCGUCGGGAGCGAAAACCUAGCCCUCGAGGCCGCCACAAUAAAGCCGCCGCUCCUCUCCUCGCCGGUGGCGCCGGGGCCUCUAGGCCGUCCCCCCUUCCGCCCCCGCGGAUUCCUUGUCCCCGACCUCGUCGCCGCGCUCGUCCUGGACGGCGACGGACGCCGGCUAGAUGGCCAGCCUGGUUAAUAGCUGGUGAGACGGUUGCUAGCACGCCAAGCUCUUCAGCUGUGGUGUCAUGCAAUAGAAUUGAGCAUUCUGAGCAAAACAUAAAGGACGACGAAUACACGAUGCUGAUGACGCCAACUCAACAUGCAACAGCUGACAACAACACAGAAAUUUUACCUCAGCAACCCAAGUCAAGUCACUUCAGUUGGUGGAUGACAGCUCUGCUUGUCUGCUUCCUUCUUAUAAUGGCAACUUAUAUCUUUGUGAAAUUUGGAGCCCCCUUUGCCUUUGAGAAGGUUCUUUUUCCAAUCAUGAAAUGGGAAGCAAGUGCCUUUGGUCGUCCAGUAUUGGCUCUUGUCCUCGUCGCGUCUUUGGCUAUCUUCCCACUCAUUUUAGUCCCCUCUGGACCUUCUAUGUGGUUAGCAGGAAUGAUCUUCGGUUAUGGCUGGGGUUUCGUGAUUAUUAUUGUUGGGACUACUCUUGGCAUGGUUGGAGCAUAUUGGAUCGGCUCAUUGUUCCGCGAGCGACUACAUGCAUGGUUAAAGAGAUGGCCUCAGCAGAUAGCUCUAAUAAAGCUUGCUGGCGAAGGGAGUUGGUUCCACCAGUUUCGAGUGGUUGCGCUAUUCAGAGUCUCACCGUUUCCAUACUCGAUUUUUAACUAUGCCGUGGCCGUGACAGAAAUCAAAUUCAGCCCUUAUGUAUGUGGUUCAGUUGCCGGAAUGACACCUGAGGCAUUCAUCUAUAUCUACAGCGGGCGGUUGAUACGUACGCUGGCCGAUGUGAAGUAUGGCAAGCAUAAGUUGACUACUGUGGAGAUAAUCUACAGCAUAAUCUCGUUCAUCGCUGCCGCUGCCCUCACGGUCGCCUUCACAGUUUACGCCAAGAAGUCGCUGAACAACAUAAAAGGCCCAGAUGAUAUCUCAGAGGACCACCAACCUGCUGCUGGCUCUGCUGGGGUGACUGCACUAAAAAAUGGCCAUCAGGACGUGCAUAUCCUGUAGCUUUGUUUACAUGUCGUAUGAUGUCUGUAUUCAUUCAAUUCAUCAGAGAAAAUAGGUAGCUAGGCUCUGACAGCAGGUGGAUGCACCUGUCUUCUAACUAGAUAAAUAUGUAUGGUUUUACUGCUUGAUUAGUUUCAUGUGGUUGAUCACCCAACAUGUAUUUUGGCCUUGUUGUUGGCUACUGGAAAUUUGGCCUUCUCUUGAGGUGCACAUAUUUUUUGUUUA